GAAAACCUCACCAGGGAGGCGUCCUAACCAGAUGCCCGAGCCACCUCAACUGGCUUCUCUUGAUGUGGAGGAGCAGCGGAUCUAUGUCGAGUCCCUCCUGGAUGACUGAGCUUCUCAACCUAUCUCUAAGGGAGAGCCCAGACACUCUGUGGAGAAAACUAAUUUCGGCCGCUUGUAUCUGCGAUCUCGUUCUUUCGGUCACUACCCAAAGCUCGUGACCAUAGGUGAGGGUAGGAACGUGGAUCGACCGGUAAAUCGAGAGCUUUGCCUUCUGACUCAGCUCUCUUCACAACGACAGACCGGUACAACGCCCGCAUCACUGCAGAUGCAGCACCAAUCCGCCUAUCGAUCUCACGCUCCAGCUUUCCCUCACUCGUGAGCAAGACCCCGAUAUACUUAAACUCCUCCACUUGUGGCAGGACCUCGUCCCUGACCUGGAGAGGGCAUUCUACCCUUUUCCGACUCAAACUGAGCCUUUUCUCACAAAAACAAAAGUGACACAUUUUGAACUAAUACAUAGCAGUUAAACCCAAAGCGAUAGCAUAUAGCACAGUCUGUAGUAACAACAGUAACGAUACCCUGAGUAUUUCCCAUAACUCUCCUCAAAGACACGACCAUUUAAGGAGAAAAGACCAUUCUGUAAUUUAUAAACUUUAAAAAUAUUUAAUGACAAAUGGUUCCUGAUCUGGUUAAUUUUGCAGAAUGCCUGGAAUGAAGGUGAAAAAGUAUUGUUCCAAACAACUAUGGCCUUUGUUAUGAGGCAGCACCUAAAACAAGAGUUCAGCUUGUCAAACAUCCUUGUGUGUAAUGAGACCGCCCCUGUGUCUCUUUGGUUUGUGGUAACGUCACCGCUUGACCCAACGCUUCUUGUUGACAAAGAGGAUGUGGCGGCAGCAGUGAGAAAAUUCAGACAUCGUAUCAACUGCGUCUUUCUGCUCACUGACCUUACUCUGGAGUUUGUGGACCUCUAUCCCACCCUGGCAGAACCUGCAAAGCUCCGACUGAGUGUGUACCUCGUCGUGUUCCUGGUGAUGAUGAGUGUGAUUGGUGCUGUCAUGGUUGUUCUGUUUGUGUCCACUGUGAGGGAGUUAAAAUGCAAGAAGAAGCAGGAAGCAGACAAGGGUGAAGAACAGCAGAGGGUGAAAAAAGUAGAAAACGGGUCCACCAGUGAGGACGUUCAUGACACAAUGUUCUAAUAUAAUGAUGGAUCAAACAAAUGUAAAAAAAUAAAUAAAUAAAACAAUCUAUGGAGUCUUGCAUGUAAUUAGGAUUAUAAAUAUGUUAAUUAAGGAUCUCAGUAGAACUUGUUUCAUUGCAUUGAUUAUGCAAAAUAAAGGUCUUUUUAUACUUAUAA
Messenger RNA from Nothobranchius furzeri (turquoise killifish), 1354 nucleotides. RefSeq names its product collectrin. Gene Ontology annotation, cellular component: extracellular exosome; plasma membrane. Gene Ontology annotation, biological process: positive regulation of amino acid transport. The record is from RefSeq and is a predicted model, not a curated record. NCBI's taxonomy places the organism in Eukaryota, Metazoa, Chordata, Actinopteri, Cyprinodontiformes, Nothobranchiidae.